ACCAUCCAGCCUCACCAUCCAGCCUCACGCAUCCAGCCACGUGCUCCAAUGGACAAAGACCUCUCUGUAGAUGUGGGCAAAGCUUCCAACUCUUGCCCUGGAACAAGACGACCGGGCGAGUGGACGCCAGAAGAAGCCGUACAGGAGCGGAGAGGAGCUCCGAGGCGACUGAAUGAUCACAGAAAGACUGGAGUCAAGUGGUUGAAGGGAAAAGGCCUCCAGAUCCUCUUCAUCGUGAUGUUCCUCUUCAUAGCCAUCGAAGUGGGAUGGAUUCCUUUGCCUUCCUGGCUGUGGACUACACGCAUGGACCGCCUGGAGCAGGCUAUGACUGGAAAGAUGGACAACCUGAAGACUGCAGAGAUCACAAACAACAGAACCAUUCAGGAUCUGACUGGAAAGGUGGACUACCUUAAGGCCAAAAACAAGAAUACCAUUCAGGAUCUGAAGGCACGUAUGAAAACUCUUAAAGAUGACAAAUGGGAUCUAAAGGCACGUGUGGGCAAGCUGGAUGGCAUGUCAGACAAACGUAAGGUGUGGUUUGCAGCAACAGGGGGCGACAAAAAGACAAAUGACAGCAAGGUGAUCUUUCAAAACGUGCACACCAACGUGGGUAGCCACUAUGAUGCCACUACAGGCAUUUUCACAGCCCCCUACAAGGGCGCCUACUUCUUCACUGUGACCUACAGAUCAGAUGGUGUGGAUAUUGCUUUAUAUCUGUUUUGGGAGAACAAGUAUAAGAAGACAGAGAAUCUGAUGGACGUUCGUGUUAUCAACCAACCCAAAGGGAAUUACUACAUGGCCUCCAACAGCAAGAUGGUUGACCUGGAGGAUGGAGACAAGGUGUAUGUCUAUGCUAGUAGUUACCAUGUACUUACAUGUUGUGCUAACGUGUUCAGUGGCUUCCUGGUGUAUCCCAUGUAAAGUGGGGGCGGGCGCAUCCAUCCAUGAUAUCAGAUAUCAGGGCAGUAUCGCUAUGGGAUGGAUGCUUUGAUGUGUAUUCCAUGAUAUCGUGUGGCUAACGUUCCACGUGUGUUUAUGGGUAUUGAGGGCGUACAGUUGGCGUGUGGCUGAUGCCACCUACUGGUAACGCUUGUCAUAUUUACUCGUAUUCUGCUCUGUAUUGUUUUCCUAAAGGGACUGUUUGCCAACAUCCCGCCCUCUUCCUGUGCUGGCACGUAAGGCUAUUGCUAACAUGCUAGCUUCUAUUUGUUCCCUUGAAAUGUUGUCAUGAUUUGCCAACCAUGUGCCCUGCUAAUGGAUCAUUCUGGAUGUGAUGCCAACAUACUGGAUGCCAGCGGACGUGUCCUUUCUGUGUCAUCAAUAAAGUUGUGUUGAAGUUGGCCACACCCAUGGAUACAUGGUGGUGGUCUACGCCCAUGCUAAUGUCCUAUAGCGUAUUGAUGACAUGUUUCAUGAAUGAUCACAUGAAUAAAUCCUGUUAGGAAAACAAGUGCAUCUUUCAUGCUGAUGCUUUGGUUUAAGUGUACAAAUGGAAGUGAAAUCCAAGGCAGAAGACACGUGCACGUUGGGAAUGUACAUGUCUACAUUGGCCACCAGGUGUCGCUAAUUACAAUCCCCAUCAGAACACAGGCUACUGUUGCUGGGGAACACAUUUACUGUGACACACAGCAGCACCAGUCUCAUUCAUCAUGUUCCAUUGGAGUGGAAAGGUGAUAUAGGGGUGCUAUCAUGUCUGGAGGGCUCUAAUGGACUGUGAUCACGGUGGGGUCUGGAAAUGUGCAGCUGGAGGUCACGGCGGGCUGACCGUGUGACCCGGGACUGCCACAGCACGGGGGGAACUCGAGUUUACCGAUUCACGGGUACUUGAUGCCGACUCUCAUUAGAGAAAGGACUACCCACCUUUAGUCAAAAUGUAAUGACGUCAUAUAAAUGUAAUCGAUAAAAAUAUUAGCUGGAAACUGUCAAAAGGUGAUGAUGAUGUGUAUAUAUGGAAGGACCGUUUUGCUCAUAUACGGUGAUGUCAUU
Molecule: messenger RNA, 1986 nt
Organism: Dunckerocampus dactyliophorus (ringed pipefish)
Lineage: Eukaryota; Metazoa; Chordata; Actinopteri; Syngnathiformes; Syngnathidae
Exons: 9
Coding region: 49-921 (290 amino acids)
Molecular function (GO): protein binding
Source: RefSeq, a predicted model, not a curated record